AUGCGGAAUUACAAAAAUGAGGAUAUCCACUUGUCCCCAUCAGAAGAAGAAGAUUUAAAGAUCGCAAUGAAGAAGUACGCAGGGAAUAGGUUCAUUCAGGAAUAUGAAAGAUUGAUGGAUGAUAACUCGAAGGACUCCAAAAAGGUUUUGGCCAAGUCGAUGAUCAAUUUGAUCAAGCAGCAAUUCGUUAAGCUAAAAGAGAUUGAGGCGCAGUAUGUUACGCCAAACUUUGAUCAGUACAAACAGGUCACGGAGUUGAAGCCCCAGGUGAUGGUAACUGAGACGUACACGCCAUGCAAGACCGAAGCGGAGUGCAAAAAAUUGGAGAACAUGAUGAACAUCUGCACGUACAUUCGUGGAGGAGCAGACUUUGCCUACGAUAUUUUCCUGGUGACAACACACGUCGUAACUAGCAUGAUGGCCGUCCUGUGCGCCUGCAUUUUUAUUGGGCCCGUGCAUGUUUGCGCUUUGAAGAAUUUCCCCUACACGUGCAAGCUGCCGUACCCCGUCUUUUCAACCCUGUUUAUGGCCACUUCAGCUGUGUGGGAAGUGGUAAAAGCUGCAACGGCGUUGUGCAGGGUGUAUGGUGAUCUGUCAGUGAUGUCCAAAAUGUCCUGAAGGAGGUGGUUGCUACUUUGUCCCCUCUGUUCCCCUUCCCGUGGUCUAGAUUCUUAAACGAAUUCGAUUUAAAAAAUUGUUUCUCCCUUUACUACCUCAUCUUGCUAAUGCGAAGGUCAUUUCGGCAACCUUCAGAAUGACAUGGCCUCCCACGUAGGCGCACCCCCGCAGUUUGGCGACCCCGAGGAUGGGCUUGAAAGAAAUUUGCUCCACUUCCAUUACGAGCGUGUCGCCUGAAAAGUUCAGAAGAAAAAGUGGCGCGAUGUACGUGUAAAUAUCGCAGCUGCGGUUUUGCUGCACGGGGACACAACCCAGAAAGUUCCAUCAUGACAACGUUUUACGAAUAAAGGAAUGUUGCUGAUUGGGGCGCCCUCCAAGUUGCAACAAAACGGAUGUGCACUUAUCACUGUUUAUAUUAUUUAUUUUUUUUUUUUAAAACGCGGUUAUUCCCAUAUUGCGAUGUAGACAGGAGUUGCACACACACUUGUAUACAUGUCCUCGCAAAAUGAUUUAACCUGGAAGGACUGGCUUCUUCCAGCGAACGCCAUCAACCCCAGCGAAUAAAAAUAAAUUGUCCUUCCCAC
Messenger RNA from Plasmodium coatneyi, 1202 nucleotides. RefSeq lists its product as uncharacterized. The record is from RefSeq and is a predicted model, not a curated record. NCBI's taxonomy places the organism in Eukaryota, Apicomplexa, Aconoidasida, Haemosporida, Plasmodiidae. The transcript is spliced from 9 exons. Bases 1 to 618 code for a protein of 205 amino acids.